CAAAAUGCACUCCGUACUUUGUUUGCUGCUUUUAAGCAUCAUCUUUUCUGCAGUUGCAGAUCAAGACCAGAUGCGCUUCAUUUGCCCUUCCAAUGGCGAAUCAAUUGAGGAAUUGAGUGCAACUUUACUGAAGCGAAUGGAUGACUUUGAGUCAAACCUGUCCGCGGAACUGGGCCGAGUCCUUCCAGAAAUCCAAACGCUGCAAAAUUUUGUUAACGCAAACGGUGAAAAUGCAAAAUCAUCUGAAACUGAAAUUUUCUCCAAGCUAAUAGGAAUGGAAUCAAAUUACCUGAAGAUUGCUGAAGAUUUGCAAAAAAAAUUAUAUAAGAAAUUUGACGAUUUGGCAAUUUCCUUGGACUCGGUUAAAGGAGAGACAAUCUUAUUUGGAGAAAAAGUUAACCAUUUUGAGCUCAGUUAUCUGGAGAGUAUGGAGCGAUUUGGGAAGAAAAUUGAUGACGCAUUGAAAAAUCUGACUUGCAAUGUGAAUAAGAAAAAGAAAGAUUUGUAACUACAUCUGUUAUUCAAACUUUUGUCCUUUCAUAGAUCUAGCGUUAAUUACAAAGCUUUGUUGAUAUAAUAUUUGUCAUUAUAAAUUAAUAUUUAAAUAUGAAAAGGUGUGUUAAUAAAAAUAAAAAUAUUUGUCUAUAUCAAUUCUGAAAAUUUUAUAAAAGGGCUUUGUUUUAUUAUUGUUUUAUUUAUUGUUAA
This is a messenger RNA of Neocloeon triangulifer, 705 nucleotides long. RefSeq lists its product as uncharacterized. The transcript is spliced from 4 exons. Lineage: Eukaryota; Metazoa; Arthropoda; Insecta; Ephemeroptera; Baetidae. Bases 5 to 508 code for a protein of 167 amino acids. The record is from RefSeq and is a predicted model, not a curated record.